AUGAAAAGUGAAAAUCCAAAACUAACCAAAAUGAUAAUGAUUGGAGGAACAGGUGAUGGUAAGAGUUCACUUGGUAAUUUUGUUUUGAAAAAGAAAGAUAAAAGUAAUGCUUUUAGAGUCAGCAGUGAACCAAACUCACAGACACAAGAGACAAUAGGGUCAUAUGGAGAAAAUGAUCGGGAGAAUGUAUUUGUUAUUGACACACCUGGUUUUCAAGAUUCUCAUGGUGCAGAAACAGAUACAGAACAUAUCAAACAAAUGGUAGAUUAUAUUAAAAAACAAAAAGGAAUACAGGCUAUCGUUAUUGUUUUAAGUAUUCACAGCCCUAGAUUAUCAGACGGUAUCAGAACAAUGAUUGAAAUAAUUUCCAACAUUUUUCCAAUCAGUGAUUUCUGGGAACACGUAUGUAUUGUAUGGACUAAGUGUUAUAAUUAUACACCAGAAGAAGUAAUAAAACAAGAUAUAGAGAUCAAAAAGCAGGAUUAUUAUAAAGAAUUAUUAAAACUUGCAAGAGAAAUAACAGGAGUUGAAAGAAUUGUUUUACCAAUGUAUUUUGUAGAUUCAAAACCAAUUGAACGUUUAGAUAACACUAGAUCAGAUAAUGAAAUUAAAUCACUGUUAGGAUGGGCUCGUUGUUUAAGACCUAUUAAUGUUGAUAAAAUAAAAACAGCAGAUGCCACAUACAAAAUGGUCAUUAAAGAAGAGAAGGAAUUCACAGAAAUUAUAGAAGUAAAAAAAGAACACAUAAAGUUAAAAAUUUAUAUGAAGAGAAGAGAAAAAAGAAUUCCGUAUAGAGGAAAAGUUAGUUAUACUGAGUGGAAACAGAUAAACAGUAGGAUCAUAUUUAAACCAAUUAUACAACAACUUGCUGAUACUUCAAAAGAAGGAUUUCAAAAAUUACUAAAUGAAGUUGGAGAUAGUAUGUUUGGAUUUGUCACCGAUGGGAUUGUUAGUCGUGAUAGGUUAAUGUUAUAG
Molecule: messenger RNA, 975 nt
Organism: Entamoeba dispar SAW760
Lineage: Eukaryota; Evosea; Mastigamoebida; Endamoebidae
Exons: 1
Coding region: 1-975 (324 amino acids)
Molecular function (GO): GTP binding
Source: RefSeq, a predicted model, not a curated record